AUGGUGGCUUGUCGUGGUGAUACAUCAUACACAGGUCGAGUGUCACACUCAACCCUCACUACAAGUUGUGUAUACAUUGUGUACAAUGUAGACAACUGUAGUGACUGUCUAGCACGGUGUACACAAGGAAGGUCGAGUGAUAUUAACGACAUGGUGGCUUGUCGUGGUGAUACAUCAUACACAGGGCGAGUGUCACACUCAACCCUCACUAUAAGUUGUGUAUACAUUGUGUACAAUGUAGACAACAGUAGUGACUGUCUAGCACGGUGUACACAAGGAAGGUCGAGUGAUAUUAACGACAUGGUGGCUUGUCGUGGUGAUACAUCAUACACAGGGCGAGUGUCACACUCAACCCUCACUAUAAGUUGUGUAUACAUUGUGUACAAUGUAGACAACAGUAGUGACUGUCUAGCACGGUGUACACAAGGAAGGUCGAGUGAUAUUAACGACAUGGUGGCUUGUCGUGGUGAUACAUCAUACACAGGGCGAGUGUCACACUCAACCCUCACUAUAAGUUGUGUAUACAUUGUGUACAAUGUAGACAACAGUAGUGACUGUCUAGCACGGUGUACACAAGGAAGGUCGAGUGAUAUUAACGACAUGGUGGCUUGUCGUGGUGAUACAUCAUACACAGGGCGAGUGUCACACUCAACCCUCACUAUAAGUUGUGUAUACAUUGUGUACAAUGUAGACAACAGUAGUGACUGUCUAGCACGGUGUACACAAGGAAGGUCGAGUGAUAUUAACGACAUGGUGGCUUGUCGUGGUGAUACAUCAUACACAGGUCGAGUGUCACACUCAACCCUCACUACAAGUUGUGUAUACAUUGUGUACAAUGUAGACAACAGUAGUGACUGUCUAGCACGUUGUACACAAGGAAGGCCGAGUGAUAUUAACGACAUGGUGGCUUGUCGUGGUGAUACAUCAUACACAGGUCGAGUGUCACACUCAACCCUCACUACAAGUUGUGUAUACAUUGUGUACAAUGUAGACAACAGUAGUGACUGUCUAGCACGUUGUACACAAGGAAGGUCGAGUGAUAUUAACGACAUGGUGGCUUGUCGUGGUGAUACAUCAUACACAGGUCGAGUGUCACACUCAACCCUCACUACAAGUUGUGUAUACAUUGUGUACAAUGUAGACAACAGUAGUGACUGUCUAGCACGGUGUACACAAGGAAGGUCGAGUGAUAUUAACGACAUGGUGGCUUGUCGUGGUGAUACAUCAUACACAGGUCGAGUGUCACACUCAACCCUCACUACAAGUUGUGUAUACAUUGUGUACAAUGUAGACAACAGUAGUGACUGUCUAGCACGUUGUACACAAGGAAGGUCGAGUGAUAUUAACGACAUGGUGGCUUGUCGUGGUGAUACAUCAUACACAGGUCGAGUGUCACACUCAACCCUCACUACAAGUUGUGUAUACAUUGUGUACAAUGUAGACAACAGUAGUGACUGUCUAGCACGUUGUACACAAGGAAGGUCGAGUGAUAUUAACGACAUGGUGGCUUGUCGUGGUGAUACAUCAUACACAGGUCGAGUGUCACACUCAACCCUCACUACAAGUUGUGUAUACAUUGUGUACAAUGUAGACAACAGUAGUGACUGUCUAGCACGUUGUACACAAGGAAGGUCGAGUGAUAUUAACGAAAUGGUGGCUUGUCGUGGUGAUACAUCAUACACAGGUCGAGUGUCACACUCAACCCUCACUACAUGUUGUGUAUACAUUGUGUACAAUGUAGACAACAGUAGUGACUGUCUAGCACGUUGUACACAAGGAAGGUCGAGUGAUAUUAACGACAUGGUGGCUUGUCGUGGUGAUACAUCAUACACAGGUCGAGUGUCACACUCAACCCUCACUACAAGUUCUCUCCUCAAACCUUAA
Messenger RNA from Macrosteles quadrilineatus (aster leafhopper), 1884 nucleotides. RefSeq lists its product as uncharacterized. The record is from RefSeq and is a predicted model, not a curated record. Bases 1 to 1884 code for a protein of 627 amino acids. Lineage: Eukaryota; Metazoa; Arthropoda; Insecta; Hemiptera; Cicadellidae. The transcript has a single exon.